Messenger RNA from Lachancea lanzarotensis, 972 nucleotides. Its product is annotated as LALA0S01e11496g1_1. Gene Ontology annotation, cellular component: cytoplasm; membrane. NCBI's taxonomy places the organism in Eukaryota, Fungi, Ascomycota, Saccharomycetes, Saccharomycetales, Saccharomycetaceae. The record is from RefSeq and is a predicted model, not a curated record. The transcript has a single exon. Bases 1 to 972 code for a protein of 323 amino acids.
AUGCCGAUCCAACUAUGGGGCAAAGAUCAAAUCAAAAUCAUCUAUGAAAAUGCCGCUGGCAACAACAUUUCCGCUCUAGAACCUCCCUUUCAACAACACACAUUUCGAGAUCAGGAUGAUGAUGAUGAAUUGGGUCACUAUUCACGACUGGAGUUUCCAAGUCUUUAUAGAAGGGUGCUCAUCAGGACCAAGCGUCAGGUCUCAAGGUUGGGCGCCAUUCGUAUCCUGCGCAUUGAUCUGGUCCAUUGGACAAUGCUUCUUGUAUGGCUAAGUUUGCUAGCCAAAUUUUCGACCACUUAUACGCGAUUAUACGUGCGUUCAGCGUUACUGACGACAAUAUGCACCAAUGCGCUUUUAUUUGGUACAUCCGACAUUCUUGCACAAUGUAUCCAUCAAAAUGGCCUUGAUGAAUCACUUCGGAUGCCGCUGGGCCCCGCCCAAUUUUCAAAUCAGCAUGAUGAGCUCGACCUCGAAGAUAGCGUAUCGAUCUUCAAUGACUAUGGCCCGGCACUCUCAAAUGGUCGUUCAGAAGACCGCAUCGUUUUGGAACCUUCCCAUCAUUUUGCAUUUUUCCGAUGGGCAUGCUUCAUGGCCUGGGGGUCCGGCCUGGCUUUUUUCCAACUACCAUGGUAUCGCAUCCUCAACUAUCUGUACACAGAAGACCCUAGCAUUGUUCAAACAAUAGAAAGAGUUUUGUCGGAUCAACUUGUUUACUCUCCGAUCUCUCUUUUCUGUUUCUUUGCUUAUUCCAACUUCGUCAUGGAAAGAGGCGAUGCCUCAACGCUUAAAACCAAAGUCGAAAAUGUGUAUCUUGGUACGCUGGGCUACAAUUACAUGUUGUGGCCCCCUGUGCAAUUUAUCAACUUUAUGCUGAUGCCCAAGAAUUUGCAGGUUCCUUUCAGUUCAUCAAUUGGCGUUAUGUGGAAUUGUUUCCUGUCCAUGCGCAAUGCCUCUACAGCACAAAAAACUUAG